Elaeis guineensis (African oil palm) is the source of this 1752-nucleotide messenger RNA. RefSeq names its product methyltransferase FGSG_00040. Gene Ontology annotation, molecular function: protein binding. The record is from RefSeq and is a predicted model, not a curated record. Lineage: Eukaryota; Viridiplantae; Streptophyta; Magnoliopsida; Arecales; Arecaceae.
CAAACCAAGAACAUACGACGAAUAACCCCUUUAUUCACAUCACAAUCCACGGUUAGAAGAGAAUCGCAGAGCAAGCAAGAGAUGACGGGAGGGAUAGAGGAGCAGAUGCAGCUUCUAAGAUCCAGGGCCGCAGAGCUUUCCCUCAGGGAGGACUGGAAGGAAUACAUCAACCUCUACAGCCACCUCAUCUCCCUCUGCGACCACCACCACCACCACCACCACCACUCACCCGGCAGCGACGCCAAGCUCCACAAGACCCUCUGCUUAGCCCUCUCCAAUCGGGCGGAGGCACGGUCACGGCUUCGGGAACUCUCUGGUGCAUUGGAGGACUGUGAUCGCGUGCUCGAGAUCGAUCCUACCCACCUCAAGGCCCUCAUUUGCAAGGGCAAGAUCUUGCUCGAUCUCGACCGGUAUACGCAAGCGUCCGACUGCUUCCAACGGGCUCUUGUCUAUCAGGGAACGGGCAACGCCGAAGCUCUUCGAAGGCUCUUGGAGCGGUGCAGGAGAUUGGAGGCCCAGUCCAGAACAGGCUCUCUGGAUAUUUCAGACUGGUUGCUGAACGGCUUUGGUGGAAAUCCUCCCGAGCUCGCUGAAUAUGUUGGUCCUGUCGAGGUCCGGAGAUCGGCCAAUGGUGGAAGGGGGCUCUCUGCCACCAAGAGCGUCGAAGCUGGAACGCCGCUGGUGAUAACGAGGGCGAUUGCGAUUGGAAGAGGGAUUCUGCCGGAGAAGGCCGGUGGGUCUGGCGAGAGCGCCAGAAUGGUGAUGUGGAAGGAUUUCGUGGACAAGAUUUUCGAUGCUACGGAGAAAUGUAGCAGGACCCUCUAUUUGAUCUAUACAUUGUCUGCAGGAGAUGAGGAAGGUGAUCCGGGGAUUCCUGACAUGGGACUCUUUAGUCCAGAAGCGUCAAAGGAGAGCUUCUUUCUCGAGAACAAAGAGCCAGAUGUGGACAAGAUCUUGAAGGUCUUGGAUGUGAAUUGUCUAACUGAAGAGGCAUUCUCUGCCAAAGUCCUUGGGAAGAACAGCGGCUACUGCGGCUUCGGGCUGUGGAUAUUGCCUUCCUUUGUGAAUCACUCGUGCUGUCCCAAUGCGAGGAGAUUGCACAUUGGUGAUCGGGUGGUGGUCCAUGCUUCCAGGGAUGUGAAGGCAGGGGAAGAGAUCACCUUUGCCUACUUCGACGUGCUCUCGCCGCUGAGCAAGCGAAGAGAGAUGAUGUCUAAAAGAUGGCAAUUCCAUUGCCAUUGUGAGAGGUGCAGAUUUGAGGAGAAGGUUUUUUUGGUGCAGGAGCUGAGGGAGAUCGAAAUGGCACUGGAAAGCGGGUCCGAUGCUGGGGGAGUGGUGGCAAGACUGGAGGAAGGGAUGAGGAAAUGGAUGGUGAAAGGAAGGGAGAAAGGGUUCCUGAGAGCAUCCUUUUGGACUGCUUACUCUGGUGUUUACGAGUCAGAGAAGUUGAUAAGGAAGUGGGGGAGGCAAGUUCCAGCUGAGGCCGUGGUGGCAGAGAGUGUGGCAGAGGCUGUGGGAGGGGAUGAAAGAGUCCUGAAGGUACUGCUGGGGAGAUUAAAGAAAAAGGGAGGCAUUGGUGGCAGUGCUGGUGGUGGCCUGCAGAUGGAGAGGGCAAUGAGGCUGGGGAGAGGGACAUACGGGAAGGUGGCGAAAAAACAAGGUAUGAGAACUCUACUUGAGCUUGCAUUAGCAAGCAAUGCCCAUUAGAUUUUGCUUUUAUUUUAGUUUAGCAAACAUGGUCAAGGAAUUUUG